Messenger RNA from Saccostrea cuccullata (small rock oyster), 1543 nucleotides. RefSeq lists its product as uncharacterized. Bases 49 to 1281 code for a protein of 410 amino acids. Lineage: Eukaryota; Metazoa; Mollusca; Bivalvia; Ostreida; Ostreidae. The transcript has 10 exons. The record is from RefSeq and is a predicted model, not a curated record.
AUCGUCGGGAGGCAGACUGCCGCUGAGGGAGGAGCGAGAGGAGAGAACAUGAUUACCUACGUUUUGGCCACUGUCGGGGCACUGACUGCUUGGCUCUACUUUGCUCCAGAACCAAAGCCAAAAGCAGGAAUAUAUAAACAGCCAAGUGUGCGAUACAAUGUAAAAUACUUAUUCUUUAGAUUGAUUUUGUGGCUUAGACAACGGAAAAACAAGCAAAUAAAAUCGACAACAGGACAGAAUGCAGGUUAUGGGAUGCGUUCCAGAGUUUCUCCAGAAGAUAUGGACAAAGCUCAAGAUUUGCCUAGUGUUCACAAACAUCCAAAGGCAGUAGAUGCAGUGUAUUUUAAUGCAGGAAACAAGGAUGGUUACUUUCUGGUGACUGCUACAGCGAGACGACAAAAUAACAGAGUACAGACUCUCCUGUAUUUACGGACUCCAGAGCUGGGUAUCCUCCAGGGCAGCUUCAUGUCUCACAGCACCAACCUUGAGGGGACAGACGCGGGAGGGUUUGCUGCCGGGGGGCUCAGAAUGACCCCACUCAAGGCCAUGGAGGAAUGGAGACUGGAGUUUACUGGCAAAAUGGUAAUCACAAAGACUGGAGAAGAAGUGGAUGUGACCUUUGACCUUCUGUGGACGGCCUUUACUCCGUAUUUUGAUUUUGAUACAGACAUGAAUCCCGUUACUAUGGCAGAUGCCAUCUGUAGAGAGACGUGGUCGAGAUCUUAUUUUGAGGAACUUCAGAGAUAUCACCAGACUCACUAUGAACAAUUUGGAGACAUCACGGGAACUGUUAAAAUAGGAGGUCACGAUGAUGUCAACUUAAACCUGUCCGGAGUUAGGGACCACUCUUAUGGUAAUAUCCGUGACUGGAAGGACUUAUACAGGUACGCCAUACAGUACUGUACACUGGAGGAUAAAACAGCUGUGUGUCUGGGGGUCAUCUCAAUGCCAAGGUCACUGUCAAAGUUAUUGAUGGGGUAUGUUUUCCACCCUGACGGUAAACUGGACACUGUUACCUGGUCAUCAUUUGAACUCUUUGAGAACGGUGAGGAUGGAAUCCCCCCAAAGGAAUUCAGUACCAAAUUCUCUGCUGGUGGGAAAAUGUACAAUAUGAAGUGCACUGUAGUUGAUAUGGCGAGGUUCUUCAUUGGAGACGGGAAAGAUGCCAGGAUAUUUGAGCGAUUCUGUGAUUAUGAAGUGAAUGGCCAGAAAGGCUGGGGAAUCAGUGAAUGGGAUUAUAGGAACAGCAAAAGAUUUUUUGAGGAUGGAGAGAGUAUAUGAUGCUGUAUAUAGGAUGUAAUAAUGAACAUAAAAUUUAUAUCUACAAUGUACUCACCCCUUCAACUUACCAGUUGAUAGAAGAUACCUAUGACAAGCAUCUCUGAAUAAUUUGUAUGAGCAAUGGAAUAGGGAGCAAACAGCACAACUGUGAUAAUGAAAUCAUGACAAAACAAAUUCACACUGUAUUUAUAAAAUAUCUAAUACUUCAUGAAAUUAUGAGUUCAAUUUGACUGAUUAAAGAUGUUAAUUCUGCAAACAACAU